AUGUUGCGCAACGCCCGUGGCCCGAUGGCCAAACCUGCAUCGUGCCGCUUGAUUGCUUCGGACAUGGAGGAAAAGCCACAACAAUGUCCUUGCGAAAUACAAGAUAAAGUCCACCUCUUCCUCGAGAUGUCCUCGAGCUACUUCCACGGCGACAGCAGCUCCGGAGCCGGGAAUCACCCGUCGCGCUCUCGUGGCAUAAAAUCACUUCCUUUCACAAACCACCUGCCUCGUCCUCGUCAGGCUCGCAACUGUAUCCGCUGGGCGGAUAGGAACACCCGGCGACGGGCCGAGGCCGAAAGGAAGCACAAGGUACUCGGUAGCAGUUCAUGGCACGUGGCCUGCUUUGGCAGCAGGCGCAAUUCGACUGCCUGUUUAGGCAUGUGCACUCGGGACGAGGAUCAGGUCGACGGCGGCCUUCCAUGCUUGCUCGGGGCGCCAAAGUCAGGUUAG
Molecule: messenger RNA, 450 nt
Organism: Gaeumannomyces tritici R3-111a-1
Lineage: Eukaryota; Fungi; Ascomycota; Sordariomycetes; Magnaporthales; Magnaporthaceae
Exons: 1
Coding region: 1-450 (149 amino acids)
Source: RefSeq, a predicted model, not a curated record